UACCCCCUCCUUCUCAUUCUUUCUCCUCCUUGGAAAAGUGUAUAACAAACCAUAUAAAAAAGUACUCGUAAUAAUCUCCCUCUCUCUCUCUCUCUCUCUCUGUCUUGCCAUGGCGGAGAUGGAGGAGCUAACCUCCGGCGCCAGCGGGCGCAUCAUACCCCUCGUCAAGAACAUCCGACAGCGCUCAACCGUCCUCUCCUAUGACUCCCUCCGCCGCUCCCUCCUCUUCAUCCAAUCCAUCUUCUUCUGGUUCCUCCUCGUCCUCCCCCGCACCAAGCCCUCCGCCGCCGCCGCUUCUUCUCCCGCCAAGCGCAGGCGCAAGGAGGAGGAGGACACCCUCCGCCGCCGAGCCCUCGCUCAGGAUUUCCCGAUGCUCGACGAAACCGACGACGGGGCCGGCCGCUGCGAGUCGGCCACGUCGCUGUUCUACGGGGUGAAGCGCAACGCAUUGUUUGUCAGGUCGUGGUUCCCGGUCACCGGUGAAUUGAAGGGUAUUAUGGUCAUUAUGCACGGGCUUAAUGAGCACAGUGGACGAUAUGCUGAUUUUGCAAAGCAACUGAAUUCAUGCAAUUUUGGUGUCUAUGCAAUGGACUGGAUAGGUCAUGGCGGGAGUGAUGGAUUGCAUGGAUACGUACCUUCACUUGACCAUGUUGUUGCAGAUACUGGGGCUUUCUUGGAGAAGAUCAAAUCGGAAAACCCUGGGAUACCAUGCUUUCUUUUUGGUCACUCAACUGGAGGGGCUGUCACUUUAAAAGCAGCUUCAUAUCCUCAUAUUGAGCAAUUGCUGGAAGGCAUAAUACUCACCUCACCAGCUUUGCGUGUUAAGCCAUCACAUCCAAUAGUUGGUGCUGUGGCUCCAUUUUUCUCACUGGUGGUUCCAAAGUACCAGUUCAAAGGCGCCAACAAAAAGGGCAUUCCAGUUUCAAGGGACCCGGCAGCACUCUUGGCCAAGUACUCGGACCCACUGGUCUACACCGGGCCCAUGAGGGUCCGAACAGGUCACGAGAUUCUUUGCAUCUCAUCUCACUUGCUGCGCAACUUGAAGUCCGUGACCAUCCCAUUCUUUGUCCUUCACGGAACUGAUGAUAAAGUGACCGAUCCGCUGGCCUCUCAGGAUUUGUUCAACGAGGCAGCGUCCCAGUUCAAGGACAUAAAGCUCUAUGAUGGCUUCUUGCAUGACCUUCUCUUUGAGCCUGAGCGCGAGGAAGUUGGAAAGGAUAUCAUCGAUUGGAUGGAGAAGAGACUGAGUGCAGGUAGUCUUGAAAAUGUCAAUAGCCAUUGGUGAGGAUGUUAUUCAACAGCUAUAGUAUGAUGGGGAUUGAUCAGGUAGGGGGAUUUGUUUCUUGAAUUUAACUUAAUCCAGGUUUUUGAACUGGAUGCAUGUAAGAACUGUGGGGGCGGUGCAAUUAUAAAUAAAACUUCUUAGUUAAUUUA
Messenger RNA from Rhododendron vialii, 1434 nucleotides. RefSeq lists its product as uncharacterized. The coding region runs from base 110 to 1285 and encodes 391 amino acids. The record is from RefSeq and is a predicted model, not a curated record. Gene Ontology annotation, molecular function: lipase activity. The transcript is spliced from 7 exons. Lineage: Eukaryota; Viridiplantae; Streptophyta; Magnoliopsida; Ericales; Ericaceae. Gene Ontology annotation, cellular component: membrane.